Cherax quadricarinatus is the source of this 3713-nucleotide messenger RNA. Lineage: Eukaryota; Metazoa; Arthropoda; Malacostraca; Decapoda; Parastacidae. The record is from RefSeq and is a predicted model, not a curated record.
UACCCAAGUGAAGAUGAGAAAAGACACAUCGCAGCACAGACCAACCUGACGCUUCUGCAAGUGAACAACUGUUCAUCAAUGCCCGACGUCGUAUCCUACAACCCAUGAUCGAUGCCUCCACUCCUCCCGACCAGAAGACCAAGAAGUCGAAGGCCUACAACCCCAAGGCCUCUGCCACAAGGUUCUGGCCUGAUAGUCUCAUAAGUCUGCAUGGUAAACCACAGAACAACAAUAACAACAACAAUACGGCUUCAUCACUCGCUCGCAAGACUAACUUUUCUAACACGGAGGUGACGGCGAGCCCCAUAUCCACGAUGGGCGAAGAAACAGAAGAAAUCGAGGAUGAGGAAGAUGAGGAGAGAAGGAGAGAACAGGAGGAAGAGGGAGAAGAGCAAUACAAGGAUGAAAAAGACUUUCUGAGGCCAAAGUCAGAAAGCCCACUCUAUGAGGAGUUGGAUGUAGGAACUUUGUAGUGUAUAGUGUCUGAAACAUAACUUGAAGGUUCCUCUGUUCUCGGUAAGCCAGGUGUUGGUCAAACUUGCCUUUAUAUAUCUGUGUUAAAGAAAAGCUGACCUUGCUGUUGAACACACUAUCUUCAUAUGUUUCAGUAUGAUGGUCAUACCUACCUUAACAACGACUCUUACAUAUCUGACAGAUUCAUUGCGACUUUUAGGUAACAAAUUAUGCUUGAUGAUAACAUUCUGUAAGGUAAAUAAACAUCAUGUGUAAUACUGAUAAGUAAAAUAUGGGUAUUUUUAGGGAUUUUUCUGUCAAGUUUGCAACUAUGAUUAAAAUAUUUAUGCACAUUAAGAUUUGAUACCAGUCAUCUGUGCUGUAGUUUUUCUUCACAUAUUUUUGCUAAAAAAUCACAAAUUAGUUGUAUACCAAAGACUGUACAAAAAUUACAUUAACCGACCAUUUUGUAUAUUACCCAAGACAAUUGUACCUUCAAAUAAAAAAAUAUUAGUUCGAUUUACCUAGGAAAUCACAUUAAUGUACUUUUUGUGUGUGUCAGAAACUGAUGUGACUAUGUUAGGGUAAUAGCUGCCAUAAUUACUAUACAUAUAGUGUUAAUUUAAAUUAGAUUCUUUGUCGUUUUGUGUGUGAUAAAUGCCCUAUUGAGGUAGAACCGAAACCCUUAUAUUGUCUACACAUUUACCUUGAUACUGUACAAAUAUUUAGUAAAAAGUAAUGAAUAAAAAAAAAAUAAAGUCAGCAUUCAUUGCUGCAAGAUUUACCAGUAUCAGGGAGUCCAAGUUUAGUAGUGAUUGGUGAUUAUGUGGACAUUAAAAUGUUCUUUUAUGAAUAGCUGUCAUCCAGGGGCAGUGUUUCUCAAUUAGAAAUCAUCUCAUAGGUAUUAUCUGAGAGUAUUUUUGUUCAGUACUGAAAAAAGCAAAUUUAAAUGUGUUAAUGAAUUUUAGUAAGUCAUGCAGAUUAUAGGUCAGAAUUGAGAAUCACUGCAUAAAAGCAUAAAAAUAUUUGUAUGUUAGGUAAUAGUGAACUCUGAGCUUAUGAUUUACAAUGUAACAACGAAUCACUCUAUUAAUAAUUAUGUCACUUAUUUAAAACCAGAAAUAAUAUUGAGGUGAUCAGAUUUGUCCAGCCUUAGAUAUCAUAAUAAUUAUAUAAAGUAACCAUGCAUUAGAUUAUAGUAGUAAUCCACUGGGGGCCAAGCAUGGUCAGCUGUAUGACCCAUAGACUAACCAUCAUUAUGCACUAUGUACUUUAAGAAUUCCGACCAUGUCAGAGCAGUCUGUAAUACCCUAGUGCGACUGUAAGAACCAGGUCUUAGAAAUCAAUGCUCUUCCUCAUCCCUGUACCCUCUUCCUCCUCCUGUGAUCUCAAGAGUGCCAAUUUGCCAUCAUGGCUCCCCAUCAAGAGCUACAAUAGCAGAAACAAACUACAACGAAUUACCCGACACUCGAGUGUGUGCCUCAGGAGGUGAUUGUGGCAUAAGACCAAAUAAUUGUGUGUGGAACUAGCUAACUGUGAUGUAUUCCCAUGAUAAAGGGGUUAUGUGAACAAUGAAGUGAGAGCAGGAUGCUGAUACGAGUGUCAAAAAUCAGUGUGCAGUUUUGAGCACAAGGGAACCAAAGAAUCCUCAUUCAUCUCACAAGAACCAGAUUCUUAGUCUGAGAUAUUUGUAAAGAUAUUCUUCUUGUAUAAAGGAAGAGAUUUUAUUUUCAGAAAUCAUAAUGACUUCAUUUAUGAAUUCAGGUAUCUGUAACGAAGUAUACGAUGCUGUGCAACUGAUCUUAUACACUAGGUAUACGACUACACAGUUUAAGUAGGUUAUAUGUAAUGUUAGGGACUAGUAUAUAAUAUGAUUAUUAGUUACAGUAUCCCUUCCAUUUAUAAUAAAUCCCUUGGUAUAUAUUAUCCUUCGUAUUUACAAAUGAAUAUUCUUUGGUUCCAUGUGUUAUUAAUUUAAAGAAAAAAGUACUAUCCCCAAGAGUAUACCUUUGUGGAAGCGUGGUAGUGAGCCCUAUCCCAUUUUCUAUGGUGGAAAAGACCAGAUAUUUCCAUUUUUGUGGUGACGUGACCCUUACCUGAAUAAUUUGUGACCUAGAAAAUAUUUAGUGGUGAUCCAAAUGUUGAAAACUUGAACCUUGUAGUGACCUUGCCUGCCCUUCAAUGUACCUGGAGACCGUGCUUGAUGAACUGGCCAUAAUGGUCCUAACUAGCCAGCCAUCAUGGACACUAACGAGCUUGUUGCGCGCCCGUGUUUAUAGCAAUGUUUUGAAAGGAAAAUGUGUAAAAAAAAAAAGUCCAAAAAGAUAUUCAUGUUACUUCUUCUAAAAGCAUUUUAUUGGUGACGUAUCUGGCUAUUUGUGUGCUUUUGCGUGUUUGUUUAGGAAUAUGUGACGUAACGAGUGAUUUGCAGCCAUAGUGAGGGGACUUCAAGGCUGAUUUAUCCAAAGCCUUAAGUUUUCCUUCCGCAAGACUCUGUCACUUUGAAUACGACACAUAUGAUAACAUGAAAGGUGCAUACUUUUAAGCACAAUAUGAUAUGCAUAAUUCUGUGAUAAUUUUUCAUGUGAUCUUUUCUCUUUUUCUAUUUAAUUGCAACGAACAAACGAAAGCAAUAAUAUGCAAACGGGACUGCAAAGUCAAAAAUCAAACAAUAGCUGCGCCAAGCGUACUUAGUUUAAUAUGGAUUCUUUUGAGAGUUAAUGGGGUAACUGGAGGAUAUUUUAGUUCAAGAUGGGAAUAGUCUUCUUUUUUUUUUUGUGCAUUUGGCUACAUCUUAAGCUUUAUUCUUCAUUUAUCAAACAGUAGUAGAUAACAUAAAAUAAUGCCUUCCAUUAGCAGGACCUGGAACAUUUCUUGUGAAAAGAAGCAUAAGGUUCAUGUUAUGGACUUUAAACUUUGCCUUAAGCAUACUCACCAUUUGUUAAUGAGAGGUUAUUUUAUAUUUCUCUUAUACAGUACAGUACUUAAAUUUUCCCUCCAGUUGCCUCAUUCCCAUUGUUUCAGCACAACGAUGCCAACAAGGAUGCUGGUUGAACUUCCCAAGGGUAAUUGGCCAGUUUAUGAGAUUUUCAGCAUGGCUUUCUCUGUUGUGAUAGAAGGUCCACACUGAGAAUCCCAUAAACUUGAUACUGUAAUUACCAUAUCCUCUACUUUCCUGAGGCCAGUUCACUUGUUACAUUCCAUAUUACUUGCAGUUGUCCUUCUUACCCUCAUGAGCAUUAAGUAAAGUAUCCUGGUUA